This is a messenger RNA of Glycine soja, 11551 nucleotides long. RefSeq lists its product as uncharacterized. The record is from RefSeq and is a predicted model, not a curated record. Gene Ontology annotation, cellular component: extrinsic component of membrane. Bases 544 to 11028 code for a protein of 3494 amino acids. The transcript is spliced from 47 exons. Lineage: Eukaryota; Viridiplantae; Streptophyta; Magnoliopsida; Fabales; Fabaceae. Gene Ontology annotation, biological process: protein retention in Golgi apparatus; protein targeting to vacuole.
CCAAUUUAUAAAUCAAUGGUCAAAAUUUAUUUCUUAUUUUUACUUUCUUUUUCUUUUGUUCCCAAUCACUUUUCUAAUUUUUCCCUCGACAGCGACGACGACGACCGCGUCUGUUCGAUCGGAGUGGGUUUUGAGUGGUUGCCGAAUAGUUCUGAAUUGGAGAAAGAAGGAUAUAGAGGAAGAAGAAGGAUAGGUUGGGAAAGAAAGAAGAACAAGAAAGAAGAAAGAAGAAAAAAGAAAAAAGAAAAAAGAAAAGAAAAAGUAAUCUUAGCCAUAGAUUUAAAAUCAAAGAGAUCUAAGGGUGCAAGAUAAUUUUCCCACACGGUGGGAGACCCUAUAAAAGUUUCCACCCUAGUCUGUUAAAUAUUCUCUAUUCGAUUCGAAACUGGCACUCGCUUCGCUUCGCUUCCACAGCCCACGCACGACGAUUCUUGCUCGAAUCACCCGAAGCUAUAACACCAGAUUCGAUUAACUGACCUAGCGAUUGAUUUCAGUGGAAUCAGAUGAUGCUGCAACGGCGAAGAUUAUAAUUCCGCAGCAGCAAUGUUUGAGGGACUGGUUCAUCAGUUGCUUCUCGGUUACCUCGGUCGGUAUUUCAAAGAUAUCCAGAAGGAGCAGCUCAAGAUUAGGCUCGAGGAAGUACUAUUGGAGAAUGUGGAGCUGAUACUUGACGCAUUUGAUUAUCUCCAACUUCCAUUUGCACUAAAGCAAGGUCGAGUUGGGAAGUUAAGCAUAAAAAUUCCGUGGAAGAAGCCUUGGGACCCCAUUAUAAUCAUUUUAGAGGAUGUCUUUAUUUCUGCAUCACAGCGAGGCGAUCAAGAGUGGAGUGCUGACGCUGUUGAACAAAGAGAAUUUGCUGGAAAAAAGGCCAAGCUAGCAGCAGCGGAGUUGGGAAAAUUAUCCAGAAGGGUGUGCGGUAGUCAAGCUGGGCAAUCGUUUAUUUCUCAUGUCACUACUAAGAUCCUUGACAGCAUCCAAGUAGACAUACGGAAUUUUCACGUAUUAUACUGUGACAUGCAGAAUGAUCUGGGGCAUAUUAUGUUUGGUUUGAAGUUUACUAGCUUGACCAUGAAGCAAAAUCUUAUUGGAUCUUCAAAUGGAAGGGUGAGAGUUGGCCAAGAACAUAAAAUUGUAGAGGUUAAGGGGCUGGAAUUUUAUUCCAGAAUGUUUCAUGGUUCAAUGGACUUGGGUAAUAUGAACAAUAUGGGUAACUCUUAUUCAGCAAACAGUAUUAGAUCGGAAGGAAAACAUUACUUUUCUAUACUGGCACCGUGUGAUGUAACCUUAAUUCUUUCGGAUAACAGAUUGCAAAAGCUCGAUGACAAUACUCCUCAGUAUUCUGUCACUGCUGAAUUGAGUGGUUUGGUUAUAUCCUUAGAUGAGGUUCAGUUACAGCACAUGUGCCUUGUGUGGGAUUAUAUCUGCACUUGUAGAUUAAGAGAAAAGUAUGGUCGCUUUCGUCCCUGGCAUUGUCUUUUACCAAGAAAAUGUGAAGGUUGGCAAAUAUUUUGGUGGCACUAUGCACAAGAAUCAGUCCUUUCUGAUGUUCGUAGGAAAUUGAAGAAAACAUCUUGGAGAUACCUUGGGGAUCGAUUAAGUUUCCGACGGAAAUAUUUGAACUUGUACAAGGCUAAGUUGGAUUUUCUUCAACAAGAGCAGCUAGUUGAUGAUGAUGUUCUUCGAGAUUUGGAGCAAAUGGAGAAAGAAUCAGAUCUAGAUGAUAUAUUAAAUUAUCGAUCUGCUGCAGAAUAUGAAAUGCAGGAAUUUCUUUCAAGGUGUUCUAUGCCUAACAAUGGCAAGAUUAACAAUGAUAUUCCUACAGAGAAGUCUUGCAAUGAUGAACAUACAGUAAAAUCUCGGGGAUGGUUGAAUUGGCUUUCUCGUGGUAUGCUUGGUGCUGGGGGAACUGAUGAUUCGAGUCAAUUUUCUGGAGUUGUGUCAUAUGAUGUUAAGGAUAUAUCUGAAGCAACUGAGUUUCAUCCUCUAGUUUCAUCUAGCUUUGAUGUUGCUGUAAAGCAUGAAUUAUGCAUAUUUUCAAUCAAGUUUCAGAUUCAUCAGAUUUCUGCAACUCUCUGUAACAAGAGGCACGAUAAAGGAAUUGCAGAAAUAAUUAUUGAAGGUGGAAUUGUCGAGUCUAACAUCUACAAAGAACGUGGAAUUGUUAUAUCCAAAUUCAAUUCUGGGAAAAUGGUUGAUCUAAGCAACAAGACAGUCAUUGUACAUAUUGGAGGGCCUGUCAUUGAAAACAACAUACUGGACAAUUUGGAUAGUUCUUGCAGCAUUCAAGUAAAUUUUUCUUCUCAUGGAGAUAUGGACGUGUCAGUGAAGGGAAUACUUCAACAACUUGAAGUGACAGUUGAUGCAAAUAUUUUAUCAAAUUUGUUAGAGUUUUCUGAUGUCUUUACAUCCUUCAAAUUUCUUAAUGAAAGGGUGCUGUUGUCACUGAAUGGAAUUGAAAAUGACAAUAUUAGGCUCCUAUCCAAAGCAGAAUACAUUUCUGUAAACCAUAAAAAAGUUGUGUGGGAUGUUAGUAUUGUUGAUGUUUCUGUUAAUUUUCCUUGGAGAAGUACAGCAUCAGAGUAUAGCAACUUGGUAUUGAAGUCAAGAUCUUUAUGCUGUAAAUCCACAAAUAGUCUUGAGUCUUUUUCUUCAAAAGUUGAGGAGCAACCGUACUCUCUGAAGAACUUUUUAAAUUCAAUAUCCACAUCUGGGAUUUGUUUAGGCAUCCAACUUCAAGAUCUAUAUGAUUAUUUUGAUGUUACACUAAAUGAUUUUAAGAUCAUCAUGGUAAAUUCUGACCAGUCACAAAAGGUUUAUAUUCUUGAGAAAUUUAGUGUUUCGUUCUUCCUGGCACUUUGCAUGAUCCCAGAUGAGUCCAUUUUGAAGCAGUUAGAGGUUUAUGCACUUAUUGAAUCACUUAAAGUACACUUCUCUCCUUCAAUAUACGGUGCAUUCAUAGAAUUGACGAAUCAUCUGGGUACAUUGCAUGUAACGGGUGAAUCUGGAGUCUUAAAUUCCCCUCAUCCUCCCAAUAUUGUUUCAGUUUUGCCAACAUAUUCUACUUUUGGCAUAUCCAUUGUUUCAAUAAUUGAUUCCAUUGAUCUUGAUGUUGACCUUGAAGAUAGUGGAGAUAACAGCUCAAAGCUCAUGGUUUCCUUACAAAAAAUGGUCUUACGGUAUGCUUCUUCAGAAUUUCAGGAGUUAUCUCUCAGUAUGAAGUCUUUAAUGAUCUGUGCUUGUAAAAUGAAGGAAGAAAAAGACAGCCAGGUUGUGCUUUUAUUGGGAAAUUUAUCUUCUCCUGGUGCUGCAGUUGGAGAAGACUGUGUUUCUGGACCAAAUAUUGAAGUUGAUCAAUAUUCUGAUGUGGCUAUGCUGGCUGAUGCAUGUUUCGCUAUGCAUUAUGAAUCUUCCAGAACUGAUGUGCUUUGUCAUAAGAUUUUUAUGUACUUAAAUAAUGCUGAUAUCCACUGCUACCCACAUAUUGCUGGACUGCUCAUUGGAUUCUUUCAUAGGUUGUCUGCCUAUAGUAGCAGUUUUGAGAAAUCCUCUGCCAGUAAUACUGUUGACAUUUCAAAAAUUUUCUCAAGUUUUGGGUUACAGAAGUUUGGCUUCUCAAAUUAUUUUGAAUUUGGUUUCACUGAUUCUGCUUGCAUUCCAUUGGAUUGCUUUCCAUUUGUAACGAUUCACAAUUCUGGUUCUCUUGGUAAUCUAGAGAGCGCACUCGUACAUGCCAUUCCUGACUGGAGAAAAUAUUUUAUCCUGAGGGACAGAAAAAUCAAAAGUUCCAAUAUAAAUAUGAGGAGAGGGUCCAAAUUUUUCCAGGUCUCUCCCUCAAAAUCCAAAUCUGAUUUUGUAUAUUCUCAUGAAACUGGGAUUGCGAGCACCUGUGAUAUUUUUUCUACUGAAUUGCACCUAUUUGGAAUAAGAGCACAUUUUCAUGACUCAUCAUGCAUUAUUGGGACAAUCAUGGUGCCUACUUCUAAGUCUUCUCUAUUAUUUUGUGAAGACAGUAUGGAUAUAUUGUCUUCUUCUGAAGGAUUGGCUCUUACAUCAUCUUGGGGGCCGCAAAAUUUUCAAGAUAAUCUAUGGGGUCCCUCUUCACCAAAUUUGUCUCCUAUUUUAAAUGUACGAGUCAGGAAAGGACAAAAUAUAUCUUCAACUAUUGAUUUGGAAAUAAGCAUUGGCAUUCAGCAUGUCUACUGCAUGUUACCUUCCGAAUAUCUCUCCAUUAUCAUUGGUUACUUCUCAUUAUCUGAUUGGGGUGGUGCUUCUGGUGACCAGUGUUUCUCUGACGAGCAAAGUGAUACAGAUGUAAAAAAUGAAAUGAAAAUUACAUAUAAAUUUGAAAUCUUGGACUCCAAUCUUAUUUUUCCAGUGGUAAGUAAUGACCGUCAGUUUAUAAAGAUUGAAAUGCCACAGCUUUAUUGUAGUUUCAUCGAGAAUUCUGGUGUUGAUGAAGUACUAAAGAACAUCCCUCCUGAAUGUUUGGUUCCUAUUCAUAAGCUUGCAAAAAGAAAUGAUUGUUUAAAUGUAUUUGGGCGAGACUUGUUUGUAUCAUUCCUUCUUUACAAGAAUGAUUUGCUUGGCUUAGCAACAGUUGAACGGAAUACGGAAUUUUUAACAAGUGCUUUAAUUGCACCCAUAAAUGCAGAUGUUUGGGUCAGAAUUCCAGUUGGUGGCAAAUCUAAUUGCAAAAGUACUUCAUCAAUAUGUUUCAUGACAAGCAUCAGCAGUUGUCAUAUUGUUGCAGAAGAUAGCCACUUUUUUGAUGGAUGCAUGGCCAUAUGGGAUGUUAUUGAGGAAUUCUCCUCAGUUGAUGAUCAAUCCAAAUGUUUCAAAUCAGAUGUUCUGCAAUUCCUUAAUUCAAAGAGAAGUUUAGAGGCAACCCGAACCAUUUCUCCAACUCUGAUGGCCUCAACUAUCAUGUCAACAGAAGUUAAAUGUUGCGCACAGUCUUUAUUUAUAAGCUUCCAUCAUAGAAAAGAAGAUUUUGUGGAAUUAAUAACCAAGGGUGAUUUGGGGUUUGUUUGUUCUGCAUCCUUAAUAAAUGAUUCCUUGGUAUGUUUAGAUUUGGGUUUCUCUACCGUAGUGUUUUACUCUCCACGUGAUUCUAUUUUAGCAAAAUGCACCCCAACUUCCUUUUCCAUGUCAGUACUUAGUAUCUCUUUUUCUCAAUCUAUUGGUGGAAAAAAUAAACUUGACCUUUGUCUUUCAUCCAUUGAUAUUUGGCUUCAUUUGGCUGAGUGGACUGAGGUUGUUAAAUUCCUUAAUCAUUUCCGUUUACAUUUGGAAAGAACUCCUGUGAAUGCAAUAACAAAUAGUUUGUCCGUGGAUGCUUCUAAUUCUGUAAAAAAAUCAACAGUUCAACAUAGUUCAAGUUUCCUUGAUUCUGAAAGCACCUCAGCACCUUUUACUUCACAAGAGAUUGAGAAUGAUGUCUUUAUAAUUAAGUCAGAAAAUUUUUGUAUUACAUUUCACAUCCCUGUUUGGGUUGGUGAGGAACCUCAUGUGGAAUUUCAGCAUUCUCAAGGUCUCAAUGUGACACCUUUAAGUGUAUCUUCUGAUAUAGUUGAAGAAAAAGAUGCAAAAUUUCUUACUGUUUCUUUCAACAUGAAUGGUUUUGAAUUAGUUAUAAGAAGCAGAGAUAUCCAACUGACGUCCAAAAUGGAAAAACUUAGCAGUGUAAUAAUGAUAGUUGAGAAUGGAAGACAUACAUCUUGCCCACUGCUUGAUGUAAUUGAGGUUCAAGUGGAUGCUGUACUCUGUAAGAAUCAUACGAACACCAUUGAGCUCAAUGUGGAAAUUGCAUGUGAUAAUUCAAAUGUAUGGAUUUCGCAUCCUACAUUUCAUUUAUGGAAUGCUGUAAAAUUUGAUGUUCCGGAAUCAGGACCUUCUCAAUAUUCAACUAGUGGCAUUACUUUCAAAUUCCAGAUGAGGAAGGUUUCUAUUCUACUAACAGAUGGAAGGUGGAGCUACAAUGGGCCUGAGCUGGAGAUUCUGGUCAGAAACAUCUUGUUUCAUACAAUUGCAAGUGGAAAGCACAUGGAAUGUUCUGUCAAUGGUGAUCUUCAAGUAAACUACAAUAACAUCGAAAAGGUGUCAUGGGAGCCUUUUAUUGAGCCUUGGAAGUUUGUGUUGACAUUAGUCAGGGAACAAGAAAUGAGUGUUAUGCCGAAUAGGUCCGUUUCAACAGAUAUCAUUCUCAAAUCUACAACCCAGCUGAACAUUAAUAUUACAGAAUCCUUAGUAGAGUGUCUUUCACGUGCUACAGAGAUGUUUUCUGAUGCCCUGGGUCUUAUGGUAUUGGAUGAUCAUGAAGGCAACAAACUUGUGCAUUCACCAUGUGCAGAAUAUAUGUGUACUAGAAAAUGUGGUGCUCCUUAUGUUUUGCAAAACUUGACUUCUGUGCCUCUUUUAUAUCAAGUAUUUCAUGGGCUUGUCAAUCCUGAUGAUCUUCAUGAUUCUGAUGAGAAUCAUGCAAAAUAUGUGCAACCAGGUUCUUCAAUUCCGAUAUACAUGGAUGAAAAUGCUGAACAGCAACUUUCGCGUUUCAGGCCUUCUCAUUCUUCUGAUAGUUUAAAUGAGCCAAGGUCAAAUGGAUUUGCUCAUCAUUAUAUUACUGUGCAGCUUGAAGGAACUUCUAGGUCAUCUGGUCCCAUUUCAAUGGAUUUGGUGGGACUAACAUGCUUUGAGGUUAAUUUCUCCAAGACAUAUAAUGACACUGCUGAGGAUAAUAGUCUGAAUACAUCCCCUACUUUUGUUGUUCCGGUUGUAUUUGAUGUUUCAGUGCUGCGCCAUAGCAAGUUAAUACGAAUAUACUCCACUGUUGUACUUCUAAAUGCAACCUCUACCCCUGUUGAGCUGCGGUUUGAUAUUCCAUUUAGUGUGUCACCAACGUUAUUAGGUCCAAUACAACCUGGGCAGCAGUUUCCACUUCCACUACAUUUGGCUGAAGCUGGCUGUGUAAGGUGGCGACCAAUGGGGAACUCUUACUUGUGGAGUGAAGCUCAUAACCUCACCAAUCUUCUUUCAGUAAACAGCAAAGUUGGAAAUUUUAAAUCUUUCAUGUGCUAUCCAUCUCAUCCAAGUAGUCGUCCGUUUCGGUGCUGUCUAUCAGUUAAGAAUAUUAGCUUGACUUCAUCUGGCUGGCUGAAAAAUAAUGUCCCUGCAAAUGAUGUAAAGAAGCACUAUAUUCAUCACUUGAUCUUAAGUGCUCCACUAAUAAUUAACAACUACCUUCCUAAAGAAAUUUUGUUGAUCAGUGAGAGUGGUGGGGUAGGCCAUACUGUGAGAGUUUCAGAGGUGGGAACUUCUGUAUAUCAUAUUGAUCCCUCACAUGACCUAGGACUGGAGAUCUGCAUUGAUGGAUUUAAAUGUUCUAAUUUUAAAUUUCCUCGUUUAGAAACUUUCUGCACAAUGGCAAAGUUCACUGAACCCAAGUUUUCAUUUUCUGAAACCCUGAUAUUUGAACCAAAUAGUUCUAAUGGCCCAGUAUAUGUUACUGUAGAGAAAGUGAUGGAUGCUUAUUCUGGUAGUAGGGAACUCAUCUUUUUUGUUCCCUUUAUUUUAUAUAACUGUAUGGGUUUUCCCCUGUGCGUAACGGAAGCCACUGGUGAAACCAAUGAAAGGGAAUUUGUCAUUCCUUCUUAUUUUGACGGAGGUGAAAAUGAAACAUUAUCAUAUAAAAAGGAUGGUCUUUCUUUGCUUACAUCCAACCGUGAAUUACCCGUGGAAGUUCCUCAUAACCCAAGGAGUUAUAUGAAGAAUCAUACCAUUUCUUACAGAGAGGAUGGUAGUGCAAACUCUAUUGGUAAUUACCAUAAGAAUUUGGGAAGGCAACACAGCAAAAUUGAUUCUAUAUUUCGAAAUUCUUCUUCAGGAAAAUUGAAGAGUAUGCUGAGCUCGAAGAUCCAGUCCACUUGGAAGGAUUCAGGUUCUGGUAAUCAUGAGCGUGAGAAGGUUCAGCCAUGCAUUUAUUCUCCAAGCCCUGAUUCCUCUGUAAAUGAUGCUUUUGUUAAAGUAUGUAGAUGUUUUUCUGAAGAUGCCAAGGAACAGUUGCCAUAUUCUCUGUGGUCAAAUCCAUUUUCUCUGCUACCACCAAGUGGUUCAAGCACUAUCCUUGUUCCUCAGUUGACUUCAAAUUCUGCAUUCAUUCUAGCUAUGACAUGUAACUCAGUUACUGAACAAUAUGCUGGGAGGAUAAAUGCAAUCACUUUUCAGCCUAGAUAUGUAAUCAGCAAUGCAUGCAGCAAGGAAAUAUCUUAUAAGCAGAAAGGCACUGAUGCCGUGUUUUAUUUAGGAAUAGGAAAACAUGAUCAUCUUCACUGGACAGAUACAACCAGGGAGCUGCUUGUUUCAAUUUGUUAUAAUGAAUCUGGAUGGCAGUGGUCUGGAAGCUUUUUACCAGACCAUCUGGGCGAUACACAACUGAAAAUGAGGAACUAUGUUUUUGGAACUUCAAACAUGAUACGAGUUGAAGUGCAAAAUGCUGACAUAUCUAUGGGAGAUGAAAAAAUAGUUGGAAACAUCAAAGGAAACUCUGGGACCAACUUGAUUCUUUUGUCAGAUGAUGAUACAGGGUAUAUGCCAUACCGAAUUGAUAAUUUCUCAAAAGAGAGAUUGAGAAUAUAUCAGCAGAGGUGUGAAAUGUUUGACACAGUCAUUCACUCCUAUACUUCUUGCCCGUACACCUGGGAUGAACCCUGCUAUCCUCGUCGUCUUAUUGUGGAGGUACCUGGAGAGCGAGUUUUGGGAUCAUAUGACCUCGACGAUGUUAAAGAAUAUGUGCCUGUCUACCUGCCAUCAACCUCUGAGAAGCCUGCGAGGACUUUCUAUUUAUCAGUGCAUGCAGAGGGAGCAACAAAGGUUCUUAGUGUUCUUGAUUCAAAUUACCAUAUCUUUAAUGAUGUGAAGAAAUCAAGUGUUCCACUUCCUACAGAGAAAAGGUUAUGUGAUCACAGUCUAGUUAGGGCUUCAGAAUACAAGGAGAAAAUAUCAAUUUGUGUUCCAUAUAUUGGGAUUUCUUUGAUUGAUUCAUACCCACAGGAAUUGCUUUUUGCCUGUAUUAAGGAUGUAGAAAUGAAUCUACUGCAAAGUUUGGAUCGUCAAUGUCUUUCCUUGCUGAUAUUAUUCAUACAAAUUGAUAACCAGUUGCGCUCUACUCCAUAUCCUGUUAUGUUGUCCUUCGAUAGUGGAUACAGAUCUGGUCAUGUUGAUCAUAUGAAAUCUAGGGAUGAUGGUACGAGAACAAGAAUUGAAAGUUUAAAUCAAAUGAGCAGCUCUUCUGUCCCUGUGUUCUGCCUAGAAAUAUCAAAGUGGAGGAAAAAAGACAUUUCAUUUAUUUCAUUUGAAUACAUAAAAUUGAGGAUGGAAGAUUUCCGUCUUGAGAUUGAACAAGAAGUCAUAUUAAGCUUAUUUGAGUUUUUCACGAAUGUCAGUUCAGGGAUGCAAUAUGGAAUCAUGCCAUCUUCAGAUCCCUAUGAUGGAGUGUCACUAGAGAAUUCAUCCUCAUUUGUUCAAACUAGUGAGAAUUUCAGAUUAAGUGCUCACCAAUGUUCUCCAAGAAUUUCCCCCAUGUUCGAUGAAAAAUCUAAAAGGAUUGCAUCUUUACCUUCCGUUGUUCCAAUUGGAGCCCCAUGGCAGGAAAUUUUUCUGUUGGCCAGAACCCAGAAGAAAAUUUAUAUAGAAAUGCUUGAAUUGUCACCAAUCAAGUUGACUUUAAGUUUUUCCAGUGCCCCAUGGAUGCUUCGGAAUAGGAUCCUCACAUCCAAGGAAUUUCUUAUACAUAGAGGCCUUAUGGCUCUUGCUGAUGUUGAGGGAGCACAUAUUUAUCUAAAGGAUUUAAUCAUUGCACAUCAUAUGGCUAGUUGGGAAUCCAUUCAGGAGAUUCUAAUUAGGCAUUACAACCGCCAACUACUUCAUGAGACUUACAAGUUGUUUGGUUCGGCUGGUGUCAUUGGAAAUCCCUUGGGUUUCGCACGGAGCAUGGGGCUUGGCAUUAGAGAUUUCUUGUCUGUGCCUGCAAAGAGCAUUGUGCGGAGCCCUACUGGACUUAUUAUGGGCAUGGCUCAAGGCACCACUAGUCUUUUAAGCAACACAGUGUAUGCUAUUAGUGAUGCAGCUUCUCAAUUCAGUAAAGCUGCACGCAAGGGUAUUGUUGCAUUUACAUAUGAUGACCAAGCGGUUUCAAGGAUGGAAAAACACCAGGCAAUUGUAGCUUCUGACAGUAAAGGUGUAAUUAAUGAAGUUUUAGAGGGACUCACAGGUCUUCUCCAGUUUCCUGUAACAGGAGCCGAGAGGCAUGGUCUUCCUGGUGUCCUCUCUGGUGUUGCAUUGGGGAUUACAGGACUUGUGGCUAAACCUGCUGCUAGUAUACUUGAAGUUACGGGAAAAACUGCACUCAGUAUUAGAAACCGUAGUAAACCCAGUCAAUUAAGACUGCAACACUUUAGGGUUCGGCUUCAAAGGCCACUGUGCCGUGAAUUUCCAUUAAAACCUUAUUCGUGGGAAGAAGCAGUUGGAACGUCAGUACUUGUGGAAGCUGAUGAUGGUUUAAAGUUCAAAGAUGAGAAGUUAGUGGCUUGCAAAGCCCUUAAAGAAGCUGGUAAAUUUGUUGUCAUAACAGAAAGAUUUGUACUCGUUGUUUUCAGUGCAAGUUUGAUAAACUUAGGGAAGCCUGAAUUCCGUGGCAUCCCUGUUGAUUUGGAGUGGAUAAUUGAAUGGGAGAUUGGAUUAGAGAAUAUAAUACAUGCCGACUGUAGUGAAGGGGUUGUACACAUAGUUGGUAGUCGGCCAGACUCCUUAUUGAGGCAAAAUCAGCAUUCUCCUAAGGGUGGUAGUGGUGGCAGAACCAGAUCUGUGCGUUGGAACCAAUUUGCCACUCAUCUUCCAUUUCCUCAGACAAACUUGGAACUAGCAAGUGAGGAAGAUGCAGCCAAUUUGUUACAGAUUUUAUUAUCUGCUAUUGAAAAAGAAAAAGGUAAAGCAUGGGACGGUGGGCGGAUUCUGCAUCGAUCUAGAAUGAAAUAGGUUCUCAAGUUUAAUUAUGUCUCUGUUCUAAAAAAUUUUAAAUUCUAUCACAGUACAAUGCAAAUCUAGGGGGGUCAUAAAUUGAAAUUUCCAAGCUAGAUGGCUUUGGGGACGAAGAGGAAACUAAAAAGCACCUACAUGUCUCCAUUCGCAUUUGAAAGGGCCUUUUUUCUCCUCCGGGUAUACAUUUUUUUGGUGCUCUUUACAGUUCUUGGUUCAGAUUCAUCUUGGAUGACUUGUUUGGCUUCCAUUCCGUUCUCUUUCCUCAAAACCUUCCAGGUUUAUAGAAUGAGCAAACAUGGAAGAGGGAAGAAAAUUUUGAUGUAGCAAUUCAACGACAUUGAGCAUAGAAGUUAGUAUACUUUCUCCUAGUUAUGUUUUUGUACAGUACAGAAGUAUAUGUAUAUUUUGCUGCUGUCAUUUUUCUCGGGGAUGUUAAUAUUACCAACGCUUGUGUAAAUAUUAUUGUUUUGGUUUUUUUAACAAGUCCCUGUGGUUAAAUCAGUUCUUUAUUUUCUGAAGC